AUGGCUUUCUCUAGAGGAUUGACAUUGACAGAUCUGAACGACUUUAUUACCCCGUCUCAAGCCUGCAUAAAGCCCGUGGAAGAAGUCAAGCCACAGCAGCAGAUUGAAAACGCGGCUUCGACGCAAAUCGGAAUAGACUCGGCUGGGGUAUACUAUGAAGAGAGUCACCAGGAUUCUGGACGGAAAAAGCUACAGCAGGCACAAAUUAGCUUAAAUGAUUGUUUGGCAUGCAGUGGAUGCAUCACCUCUGCAGAAUCUGUUCUCAUAUCCAUGCAGUCCCACGAGGAGGUUCUCAAGGUUGUGGAGUCAAAUCCUUCUCCUCUACACCCGGAUCACAAGAGCUUCGUUCUGUCUAUAGCGCCCCAGUGCCUAGCCUCACUCGCUGCAUCCAUUAGCCCAUCGGCAACUACUCAGCAAAUUCUUCGAAGGGUCGAAGUUUUUGCAUCUAGCAUUCUCGGAUUCUCUCAUGUGUAUGACACGACUUUUGCCAGACAUAUCGCGCUUCUAGAACAUACGCGCGAGUUUUUUGAACGCAGGGAUUCAUCGACGUCAUCGAACUUAUCGGACAAUAAACCCGGAGACACACGACUUCCUAUGAUUGCGAGUGCAUGUCCUGGAUGGGUGUGUUAUGUGGAGAAGGCACACCCCGAAAUGAUCCCAUUUUUAUCUCGAACCAAGAGUCCCCAGCAGGUGAUGGGCACCUUGGUAAAGGAAUGGUUGGGUCGGCGAUGGGGGAAAUCGGCAAAUUCAAUAUACCAUGUAACCGUCAUGCCCUGCUACGAUAAGAAGCUCGAAGCAUCAAGACAGGAUUUCUAUAAUGAUAUUCUAUCAACAAGGGACGUAGAUUGUGUAUUAACAACUACGGAGCUUGAAAUCCUCAUGCGAGACAAGGGGUGGGAUAUAUCUGCUCCUGUUCCGGGUGAGGAUGAAACCCGAAUGCCGAAUGUCGAGAAUGGAAUUUUGCCAGAACUUGCGCAGCAUCCAGGAUCCUCGUCUGGCUCGUACCUUCAAUCUUUGAUUGAUUCUGUUUCACUGAGUGCCAAGUCUCCCUCCGUCUCGACUAAAGCCAUCCGAACCACGGACUAUGAGGAAUACACAGUGACGGAUGAAGCUGACGAGAGGGUCCUAUUCCGGGGUGCCAAAUGCUAUGGAUUCCGAAAUUUGCAGAACAUUGUGCGGAAAGUGGGGCGGGAUACCGGAGUUUCAGUAGGUCGUGGUGCGGCGGGUCGCGUAGCCACGCGAGGGCGUCGGGUAGUUGGUGCGACGGCCCGUAAAGGAAGUCAAGCCGAGGAGCCGAGGUCUUAUGAUUAUGUGGAGGUUAUGGCCUGCCCAGCGGGGUGCGUCAAUGGAGGCGGACAACUACGAGGGGGUGCUCGACCUCAAACUACGGACGGCUUGAUGGAGUGUCGGAGUCUGCUGCCGCGCGUGAUGCUCGCUGGGGCGACAAACAACUCGUGA
Messenger RNA from Rhizoctonia solani, 1458 nucleotides. Its product is annotated as cytosolic Fe-S cluster assembly factor NARFL-like protein. The transcript has 5 exons. Gene Ontology annotation, biological process: iron-sulfur cluster assembly. Gene Ontology annotation, molecular function: 4 iron, 4 sulfur cluster binding. Lineage: Eukaryota; Fungi; Basidiomycota; Agaricomycetes; Cantharellales; Ceratobasidiaceae. The record is from RefSeq and is a predicted model, not a curated record. Gene Ontology annotation, cellular component: cytosolic [4Fe-4S] assembly targeting complex. Bases 1 to 1458 code for a protein of 485 amino acids.